Xyrauchen texanus (razorback sucker) is the source of this 2175-nucleotide messenger RNA. Its product is annotated as tubby-related protein 3. Lineage: Eukaryota; Metazoa; Chordata; Actinopteri; Cypriniformes; Catostomidae. The coding region runs from base 89 to 1753 and encodes 554 amino acids. Gene Ontology annotation, cellular component: cilium. Gene Ontology annotation, biological process: protein localization to cilium. The transcript is spliced from 13 exons. The record is from RefSeq and is a predicted model, not a curated record.
GUGGGGAUGUCAGAAGGAGCGGCAGAGACAGAGAGGGAGAAUGAGACAUUCGUUUCAUUUGCUGAUUUGAGAAUGCCUUCUGGUUGAAAUGGAGGACGCAGAGAUCCGUCAGCAAAAGCUGGACAAUCAGCGUUCACUUUUGAUCAAGAAACAACAAAGAAGAAGGGCAGAUGCCCGCAUGGUCACAGCAAAUCAUGAUAUUCGUCUCAAGACAUGCAAACAGAAAGCUGGAUCUGAUGAUACAACUUUGUUGAUAAGACAGUCUCAGAGCAGCACUUCCCUAAAUGACACACAACCUGAGCAGGUUUAUGAAAACACUGUGGAGGAGAUCAGUUUAGGAGAAUUGAGCAUUUCAUCCAAGGCAGCAGAGACAUCAGAAGAGACUGCACCGGUCAUCACCAAGACAAUCGAUCUGGAGAUCAGCCCCCAAAACAGCCCUCAAUGCACUCUAGACACAGAUGACCUGGCAGAUAUAAAGAAAACAAAGAAGAAAGCUGUGAAAAAGGGGCAAACAAAAUUACUUGAGCCAAAAACUGCACAAGACGCAGAGGAAAAUGAUGAUAAAGAGAAGAAGUCUGCAAAGAAGAAGGACAAGAAAAAUGAAUCUAAACUGAAAGGGAAUGCAGUGGAAAAAUCUUCAAUUCAGACUGAUACAGUGGUAGAUUUCAGCAUGAAUACAGAGAAAAAACCUGAAUCAGAGAGUGAGGAUGAAAUAAAAGACUGGUCCAAGAGCCCUGUCCCUCCCGCACCAAAGAAACAACAACAGCUGAUGCCAAUGAGAUGUCAUCUCAGUGACAGUGGUGAAGUACAGGAGGAUGAGAAGGAGGAGGAAGACAAAAAGGAGGUUAAAAAAACACCAAAGAAGCCAAAAAAACAAGCAAAAAACAAUGAAAAUCUUGCUUCUUUAAACUCCAACUAUAAGGAGUCUUCCUCUGACAGUGAUUCGUUGGACAUGGGAAAGUCCUCUCCAAUGUGUUUGGAGGAUUUGGAACAGUUUGCCAUACGUCCUGCUCCAAGAGAUGUGACGAUUCAGUGCCGGAUCACCAGAGACAGGAGAGGAAUGGAGAAAGGAAUCUAUCCUACAUAUUACCUCCACAUAGAAAAGGAGGAUGGGAAGAGGGUCUUUCUGAUGGCUGGCAGGAAAAGAAAGAAAUGCAAAACUUCAAAUUAUUUGAUAUCAAUCGAUCCAACCGAUUUAUCCAGAGAUACAGACAGCUACAUAGGCAAACUAAGAUCAAAUGUUUUGGGGACUAAAUUCACGGUGUAUGAUAAUGGUGAGAAUCCAGAAAGGAAACCAUUCAUCAAAGAAACGGACACCCUCAGACAAGAGCUAGCGGCAAUAUUUUAUGAGAAAAAUGUGCUGGGUUUCAAAGGUCCCAGAAAAAUGACAGUAAUCAUCCCUGGUAUGCAUGAAAAUGAUGAGAGAGUUGUUAUUCGUCCAAAAAGUGACCUAGAAUCCCUACUCACCAGAUUUGAGAAUGGCAACAAAGAGAAUCUUGUCACCCUUGUCAAUAAGUCACCCAGCUGGAAUGAGCAGACUCAGUCAUAUGUGCUCAAUUUCCAUGGCCGAGUUACACAGGCAUCUGUAAAAAACUUUCAGAUUGUCCAUCCAGAUAAUGUGGACUAUAUUGUGAUGCAGUUUGGGCGGGUUGCAGAAGAUGUGUUUUCCAUGGAUUACAGCUUUCCUAUAUGUGCUCUUCAAGCAUUUGCCAUCACUUUGUCCUCCUUUGAUGGCAAAUUGGCCUGUGAAUAAGCUUGAUUUAUCGUUCUCUGUAUUUUCUUUUAAAAAGGGAAAACUUUGCAGUAUAUUAGGAUUUUCAAGAUAUGUUCUUGCAGUAAUAAAAUGUUUGCUCUUAUGCAAAUUAUUUAGACAUUUUGCUAUUGUGCAAAUUAUAAAGUACAGUUGAUAGUUGACCUGUUCACUAAUUAUUAAUGAAUGUUUAAUUAGUAGCUUUAUGUGAAUGAGUUUUGUUUAUGAAUAUUUACAUCAUUAAUCUUUCAUUGGUAAACUGUAUUGCUAUUUUAAGUGUCUUCUUGUGCCAGAUUUCCAAGACUGUUGUUGAAAGUCUUUGUCAGACACUUUAAGCUAAUAGUUUGUGUUAGAUAUUUUUUCCUUCUUAUUUUGUCAUGUGUUUACAUAAAAGAAAGCUUGACUGUACUUGUUAAAUAAAAAAU